Messenger RNA from Tripterygium wilfordii, 2550 nucleotides. Its product is annotated as sucrose transport protein SUC3-like. Bases 167 to 2089 code for a protein of 640 amino acids. The transcript has 13 exons. The record is from RefSeq and is a predicted model, not a curated record. Gene Ontology annotation, biological process: transmembrane transport. Gene Ontology annotation, cellular component: membrane. NCBI's taxonomy places the organism in Eukaryota, Viridiplantae, Streptophyta, Magnoliopsida, Celastrales, Celastraceae. Gene Ontology annotation, molecular function: sucrose:proton symporter activity.
UCUAUUCAUAGUCUCUUUACGAUCGAAGUUUGUCGUCAAAAAUCGUUAAUCUCUCCCAUUUCUGUUUCUCCAAUUCUAAAUUCAGAUCUGCCUUCGAUCCCUACUUGCACCAAGAAUUGCCACCGGGGGUUAAUGCGUCAACCGUUUGAUCUAGACAAACCGAGUCAUGGCGGGUAAGAGUGACUCCUUCUCGAUCCGGGUGCCGUACAGGAACUUGAAGGAAGAUGUGGAGGUGGAAAUGGUUGGUGUCGACGAGCCUGCCCAUCGGGUUGAGCUUAAAUCUGCUUCUUCUUCACCGACUUCGUCGAGUUACAGGGUUGGAGGUGACGCGUCUGACUCCUCUUCGCCAAUUCCAAUCAGAUCGAAGCCAUGUGGUAUGAUGACUCUCAUUCUAAGUUGUAUGAUAGCCGCCGGGGUUCAAUUCGGUUGGGCCUUGCAGUUAUCUCUUCUAACUCCUUACAUUCAGACACUUGGGAUAGGGCAUGCGUUUUCUUCAUUUAUUUGGCUUUGUGGUCCUAUUACAGGCCUUGUGGUCCAACCAUGUGUUGGUAUCUGGAGUGACAAAUGCACUUCGAAAUAUGGAAGGAGGCGGCCAUUUAUUCUUGCAGGAUCUCUAAUGAUCUCAGUGGCUGUGAUAAUUAUCGGAUUUUCUGCAGACAUUGGAUACAUAUUAGGGGAUACAAAAGAGCAUUGCAGCAAAUUCAAAGGUACCCGAACAAGGGCUGCAUUUGUAUUUGUUAUUGGGUUUUGGAUGCUUGAUCUUGCAAACAAUACAGUGCAGGGACCAGCUCGUGCUCUUCUGGCUGAUCUUUCAGGCCCAGAUCAACGGAAUUCUGCAAAUGCUGUUUUUUGCUCAUGGAUGGCUGUUGGAAACAUCCUUGGAUUUUCUGCUGGUGCCAGUGGAAAUUGGCACAGAUGGUUUCCUUUCCUGAAGAGCGGAGCUUGCUGUGAAGCUUGCGGAAAUCUAAAAGCAGCCUUUCUUCUUGCUGUGGUAUUCCUUGCACUCUGCACACUUGUGACUAUAUAUUUCGCUGAGGAGGUUCCGCUAACUGUAAAUCAGCCUAAUCGUCUAUUGGAUUCUGCUCCUUUAUUGGGUGGUCCACAAGAAAAUGAACUCUCAACAUUAAAGCCCAACGGCCAAGUCGUUGCCAAUGUGAAUGGAAACAAUAGUGAUGAUGGCAAUGAACAGGAUAUUAAUUCAAAGCACAUAAAUCCAAAAACUGAGCCCAACAAAAAUGAAGGUUUCAACGACGGUCCUGGAGCCGUAUUGGUAAAUUUUUUGACCAGUUUAAGGCACUUACCACCUGCAAUGCACUCGGUGCUCAUCGUUAUGGCUCUUACUUGGUUGUCCUGGUUCCCCUUCUUUCUAUUUGAUACUGAUUGGAUGGGACGAGAAGUUUAUCAUGGGGAUCCAAAGGGGGAUAGCUAUCAAGAAGAUUUGUACAAUCAGGGAGUUAGAGAAGGUGCAUUUGGUUUGCUGUUGAAUUCAGUUGUUCUUGGCAUUAGCUCUUUUUUCAUUGAGCCCAUGUGUCAACGGAUUGGUUCAAGACUCGUAUGGGCGAUGAGCAAUUUUGUAGUUUUUGCUUGUAUGGCAGGAACCGCAAUCAUUAGUUUGAUUUCUGUGAAUGAUUAUUCUGAGAAGAUUGAACAUGUAAUUGAAGGGAAUCAAGCAAUCAAGAUUGCUUCCUUGGUUGUUUUCGCUCUUCUCGGUUUUCCUCUUGCUGUAUGUAUCAUACUUUUUGGUUCUAAUAAUCUGAAUACAUUUGCUUCCGCCUUCAAGAUACACAGUCAUGUAUUUUUUGUCUUGCAGAUUACUUAUAGUGUCCCCUUUUCUGUCACAGCAGAAUUGACUGCUGACUCAGGCGGUGGCCAAGGAUUGGCUAUUGGUGUUCUGAAUCUUGCGAUUGUUGUUCCUCAGAUGAUUGUGUCCCUUGGUGCGGGUCCAUGGGAUGCUUUAUUUGGUGGAGGAAAUAUACCGGCCUUUGUUUUGGCUUCCUUCAGUGCAUUUGCAGCUGGUGUUAUUGCAACCCUCAAGCUGCCCAAUCUGUCGAGCAAUUCUUUCAAGUCAUCUGGUUUUCAUUUUGGCUGAAAGAUAUGUUGGCCUCAUUAGUGUGGCAUAAGCAUUCACAAUCAACCCAACGGAACGACCUUGCUCGUCAACGUACUUGCAGAUGGAUGGCUGCACAAUUGUGCAGGAUGUAUAGUUAUAUAUGUUAUCAGGAAGAUGACAACACAUUACAUAUUCAGAUUCGUUCCUUUUUUUUUUUCUAACACGAUAUCUGACAUGUGAGCCAAUUAUCUAGAGGUGAAAAAGGCCAUUUCCUUUCAGAAGCCGGUAUCCGCAUACAACAACGAGUGAUUACUGAUUAGCCUGCAUUUCUUGUUACAGAAAAUUGAUUUGAUACUUGUGUUCAAAAAUUCCUGUCCUUCCAUUGAUACUGGGUGACCUAGUGAUGAUCGACACAUUAUGAUAUUGUAAUAGUUUAGUAAUCAUAACAACACUGUUGAGCUUCCUUAAUCCUGGUGGGAAUGUAGGUUUUUUUUUUUUUU